Messenger RNA from Amaranthus tricolor (Joseph's coat), 1248 nucleotides. RefSeq names its product CRAL-TRIO domain-containing protein YKL091C-like. The coding region runs from base 206 to 982 and encodes 258 amino acids. The transcript is spliced from 6 exons. NCBI's taxonomy places the organism in Eukaryota, Viridiplantae, Streptophyta, Magnoliopsida, Caryophyllales, Amaranthaceae. The record is from RefSeq and is a predicted model, not a curated record.
AUUUAAUAGGACGGAAAAAGUGCUUACUACUAUACUUUUUCCUAAAUUUCCCCUUUUAAUAAGAAAGUCUUUUUAAAUGGGGCAAAUUUAAAUAGACAGGACAAAUUCAAAGAGAUAGAUAAAUUAGUUUCCUCUACAUAUGUCAUUCUUUCUUUCUUUGCUUGUUACUGUGUACGUGUUGAGUUUGAGUGAGGGAAACUAAAAAAUGGUGACAGAAUUAGCUCAAGAAAAUAUUGAGUCCAAGCAAUUAGCUCAUGGAAAUGAUAAAGAAAUCAAGCAAAAUUCAGAACAACAUAAAUUAUUGCUCUUGAGAUCUUUAAUUGAAUCUAAAGAUCCCUCUGCUAAGGAUGCAGAUGACUUAAUGUUGAGGAGAUUCUUAAGAGCCCGUGAGCUUGAUGUAAACAAGGCAUGUGGGAUGUUCUUGAAGUAUCUUAAAUGGAGACGUACAUUUGUACCUAAUGGUCAUAUCUCUGAGACAGAGAUAGAGUAUGAUCUUGCGGCCAACAAAAUGUUUCUACAAGGGUUCGAUAAGCAAGGACGACCAAUCAAUGUGGUCAUGGGUAGUAGACAUUUUCAAAAUCCUAAACCAGGGGGCCUAGAUGAGUUCAAGCGUUUUUGUGUGUAUUCUCUUGACAAAAUAUGCUCAAGGAUGCCGGAAGGGCAGGAAAAAUAUUUAGGAAUUGCAGAUCUUAGUGGAUGGGGAUAUUCUAACAGUGAUAUCCGCGCAUAUGUAGGGGUUCUCGCAAUUCUUCAGGAUUGCUACCCUGAAAGAUUAGGGAAGUUGUUGAUUGUACACGCCCCAAGACUUUUUAUGACAGUGUGGAAGAUUGUCUACCCGUUCAUCGACGAAAAAACCAAGACCAAGAUAGUAUUUGUGGAGGAUCGGAACCUGAAAUCAACAUUACUAGAAGACAUUGAUGAGAGUCAACUCCCAGAAAUUUAUGGAGGCAAAAUGACCCUUGUUCCCAUUCAAGAGGCUUGAUUAUCAAUCCUAUAACAAUCAAUAAGAAGUUAUCAUCCGAAUAUAUUCUAUUAUGUGCAGUUGGCAAUUAGUUGUUGGCCGUUAAUGAAUUAAUUAUAUUUAUAGCUAAUGAUGGAUUAUGGAAUGAUGAUGAGGAUGAUAGGACUUUAUGAAGUGUGAUUGUAUGAGUAUAUUUAUCAUAGUUAUUAAUGGAUGAUAAUCAUCAUGUAUUAGUACUUCCUACUUACCACAUGAGAUGAAAUAUAUAGCCUUAUCAGUUGCCAUAA